Penicillium diatomitis is the source of this 1746-nucleotide messenger RNA. RefSeq names its product RCC1 domain-containing protein. The transcript is spliced from 2 exons. Bases 1 to 1746 code for a protein of 581 amino acids. Lineage: Eukaryota; Fungi; Ascomycota; Eurotiomycetes; Eurotiales; Aspergillaceae. Gene Ontology annotation, cellular component: cytoplasm. The record is from RefSeq and is a predicted model, not a curated record. Gene Ontology annotation, molecular function: guanyl-nucleotide exchange factor activity.
AUGGCCCCUAAGAAGAACGCGGAAGCCGGCCCUUCCAAGGCCACCAACAAAGCGGCCACGGCCAAGGCGACUGGUCGUGGUCGCCCCAAGAAAACCGACGCUGCGCCUGCCGCGCCUGCCGCCAAGGUCACCAAGACUGCGGCGACGAAGGUCACCACCAAGGUGACCAAGUCCACCAAGGCGAGCGCUCCUGCCGCCAAACCCACGAAGACCCCCGCCGCGACCACCACCAAGGGAAAGGGCAAGGCCGCCGCGACCACCACCGCCACCACCAAGACCAAGAAGGCCACAACCACGGCCAGCGCAUCAAAGAAGCGCAAGGCCGAAGAUGACAACGAUGAGGAUGUGUCGCCCGCCGAGGAAGACAAGACCCGGCAGAUCAAGAAGCCUCGCGUCGUUCGCGAGCCCAAGCCCAAGGUGGUCAAGCCCAAGCGCGUUCUACCCAAGGUCGUCAUCAACGACGUCCCCAAGGCGCGCCUGAACGUCUUUGUCUGUGGUGAGGGAAGCUCCGGUGAGCUUGGUCUGGGUGCCGCGAAGAACGCGAUUGACGUGAAGCGGCCCCGCCUCAAUAAGCUUUUGGACGCCGAGGAAGUGGGCGUCGUCCAGAUCGCCGUGGGUGGCAUGCACUGCGUGGCACUCACACACGACAACAAGAUCUUGACCUGGGGCGUCAAUGAUCAAGGCGCGUUGGGUCGCGACACGGCCUGGGACGGCGGUUACAAGGAGAUGAAGGAGGAUGCAGAGAGCGGCUCCGACUCAGAUGAUUCCGACGACGACAGUGGUCUCAACCCCAAUGAGUCCACGCCUACCGCGAUCCCCUCCAGCUCCUUCCCCGAGGAGAGCGUCUUUGUUGCCGUUGCCGCCGCCGACAGCGCGAGCUUUGCUUUGACCGAUGACGGUCAGGUCUUCGGUUGGGGAACAUUCCGAAGCAACGACGGAGUGUUGGGUUUCGAUCCAGAGCACCGGAUUCAGACCACUCCCAUCCUGAUCCCCGGCUUGAAGAAGAUCAAGCAACUCGCCUGCGGUGCCAACCACGUCCUGGCCCUGACCGAUCGCGGUGCCGUCUUGUCCUGGGGUUCCGGCCAGCAAAGCCAGCUGGGUCGUCGCAUUGUUGAGCGCAACAAGCUCCACGGUCUUCAGCCCCGCGAGUUCGGCCUGCGCAAGGACAUCGUCCACAUUGGCUCCGGCUCCUACCACUCCUUCGCCGUUCACGCCAACGGCACGGUCUACGCUUGGGGCCUUAACAGUUUCGGUGCGACCGCCAUCCGCGACAAUGCUGGCGAAGAUGAGGCUGUCGUCAAUCAUCCUACGCGCGUCGAGUCUCUUUCCAACCAAAAGAUCACCCAGCUUUGUGGCGGCGCCCACCACUCCAUUGCUCGCACUGAGGAUGGUAAAUGCCUUGUUUGGGGACGCACUGAUGGCCACCAAAGCGGUAUCAAAGUCGACUCCCUUCCCGACGACUCGACUAUCAAGGAUGACCGUGAUCGCCCUCGCAUCCUGAUUGAGCCCACCCAAGUCCCUGGCAUCGAAGCUGCUGUUGUUGCCGCUGCCUCUGAUCAUUCCUUGGCAAUCGACGUAAAUGGUCGCGCCUGGUCCUGGGGUUUCUCGGCCACCUACCAGACUGGACAAGGCACCUCCGACGACAUCGAAGUCGCCACCAUGAUCGACAACACUGCCACUCGUGAUCGCAAACUGAAUUGGGCUGGUGCCGGUGGUCAGUUCUCAGUCUUCACCGAUCUCGCCUGA